Molecule: messenger RNA, 1238 nt
Organism: Ambispora leptoticha
Lineage: Eukaryota; Fungi; Glomeromycota; Glomeromycetes; Archaeosporales; Ambisporaceae
Source: the annotation of a GenBank genome assembly
CUAGAUCACCGAGUAAAGGUGAAACCUAUCGUUUGCAUCUCGAGAAAUCGAGGCACUUGGUUGGUAUCAGUUCUUCGCGAGGGACAAGAGAACACAAUGAAGAUAGAUACCGUGCGGUAGUAUUAGAUUUCGAAGAAAAGGGGGAAGAGCGGAAUAUAAACAAGUUCCCUGUGGUAAAUGAAACUAGUAUACCGGUGGAUGAAUUUCAAUUGGAAGAAGGGAAAGCUGGACAGAUUUGUUAUUUUGCUAUUUUUGAUGGUCAUGGUGGGUCGUUAUGCGCGGAUUAUCUUACAGAGAAUCUUCAUAAUCAUGUUGAAAAAGUUAAUGCAUUGGAUGCUGAUGGAAUUGUCUCUUCAUGGCGUAGUGUUGGAGGAUUUAAACCAAAGACAUUGAUACCGUUACUAAGCCCCGAGUUAGUUAAUAAUUCUCGAUAUCGAUCACCUGAAACUCACGAUAAUAGCAAUAGUAAUUUAUCGGUAACGAGAAAUUUUUCUUCAACGUCACUGUCUGAAACUCAGCCUUUACCAACAAAAUCGUCAAUUCCACCAACACCAAAUCUUACACUAGAACAAAGACUUACAUUAGCCUUUCUGAAAAUUGAUUAUGAACUGAUAGGCUCAAUUGGUCAAGCAGUUGGUUCAACAGCUUCCGUAGCCAUUGUGAAAUCAUUGGAUCGUUUUCCAUUUUGGUCUACCAAAGAACUCGAUAUUACAGUUGCUCAUGUUGGUGAUACCAGAGUUAUAUUAUGUGAUGUGCCUACCGGAAAAGCAAUAUCAUUAUCCCAUGAUCAUCAUCCAAGCGCAACAACGGAACAUGAUCGUCUAAGAAAAUCGGGAGGAUAUGUAAUCACUGAUUCUUUUGGUGCUGAAAUGUUUCUCGGAAGCUUAGCAAAUACUCGCGCUUUGGGUGAUUCAAAGCUGAAAAAAUUUGGUAUUACAGCAGAGCCAGAUAUAGUUAAUAAAAAGAUGAAAGGUGAAGAUGCCGCAUUCCUAGUUUUAGUUUCUGAUGGAGUUACUUCGGUAUUAAGUAAUCAAGAAAUUGUUGAUUGUGUUAAAAGUCAUACUGAUCCGACUUUGGGUGCGACAAAAUUAGUCGCUUUUGCAGAAGAACUUGGAUCAGAAGAUAACAUUACUGCUAUGGUGGUAAGACUUCCAGGAUGGGGAGCUGAAAUGCCAGAUCAUACAAAAGAACUUCGAAAAUAUCGACUCGAGAAUACAUCAAUUCGCAGGAGGACAUAA